Messenger RNA from Arabidopsis arenosa, 1410 nucleotides. NCBI's taxonomy places the organism in Eukaryota, Viridiplantae, Streptophyta, Magnoliopsida, Brassicales, Brassicaceae. The record is from the annotation of a GenBank genome assembly.
GAUUCUGCUUGAGUUCCUGAUUUUGUUUAAUCAGAUAGUGUUGUUCGUCUUGAUCUAUCGCUACUAGAUUUGUUGUGCGUUUGUUUUCUUUGCUGAUAAUUUACAGUUUCUCGGCUUAUGAUCUCGAGGUAAUGGCCAUAGAGCCUUUGCACCUGGUUUUUAUACUGCUGUGUUUCAGUAUUGGUGCAGUGACAAGAAAUUGAUUGUCAAAGGAAGAUUAUUUGCUUUUUCUCUGAAGAGAGGAGACGAGAAAAAUGGCAAAGAUGAUAAACAAGACGCUUGUAUUAACUUAUAUCUACUUGCUGAUCUACAUUAUACUUUCUUCUGGAGUUAUACUGUACAAUAAGUGGGUUUUAUCCCCAAAAUACUUCAAUUUCCCACUUCCUAUAACGCUGACAAUGAUCCAUAUGGGGUUUGCUGGAUUCGUGGCUUUCCUUCUUAUUCGCGUCUUCAAGGUUGUUGCUCCGGUUAAAAUGACAUUUGAAAUAUACGCAACCUGUGUGGUACCUAUAAGCGCAUUCUUUGCAUCAAGUCUCUGGUUUGGCAAUACUGCAUAUUUGCACAUUUCUGUUGCCUUCAUUCAGAUGCUGAAAGCUCUAAUGCCAGUAGCGACAUUCAUCAUGGCAGUUGUGUGUGGCACUGACAAACCAAGGUGCGACGUGUUCUCGAACAUGUUGCUGGUCAGUGUUGGAGUUGUGAUAUCCUCUUAUGGGGAAAUUCAUUUCAAUAUAGUUGGCACAGUCUAUCAGGUGACAGGCAUCUUUGCUGAAGCACUUAGACUGGUGCUAACUCAAGUUCUUCUCCAGAAGAAGGGUUUGACAUUGAAUCCUAUUACCAGCUUGUACUACAUAGCUCCUUGCAGUUUUGUUUUUCUGGCCUUGCCUUGGUAUGUGUUAGAGAAACCCACAAUGGAAGUUUCACAGAUCCAAUUCAACUUCUGGAUAUUUUUCUCCAAUGCGCUAUGUGCUCUUGCCUUGAACUUCUCCAUAUUCUUAGUAAUCGGGAGAACAGGUGCAGUAACCAUCCGGGUGGCUGGUGUUCUCAAAGACUGGAUUCUUAUAGCCCUCUCAACCGUCAUUUUCCCCGAGUCCACAAUCACUGGGUUGAAUAUCACUGGAUACGCAAUAGCGCUAUGUGGUGUCGUCAUGUACAAUUACAUAAAAGUAAGGGAUGUGAAGGCGUCUCAACCAACUGCUGACAGUCUUCCAGAUCGAAUAAAUAAGGAGUAUAAGAUGGAGAAGAAGUCUUCGGAUAAAUUCAAUCCUAAUGACAGUGUGGAGAUUCCAAGAGUAGGAGGCGAGGUAAACGACGAGGAAGCCCCUUUGAUCACAUCCCGGUUGUCUCAUAUUGGUCGGACGCAGCUCGGAAAUCAUGCGGCUUAAGAUGCUGGUAUAAACGUAUAAUAGACAU